This is a messenger RNA of Gavialis gangeticus (Gharial), 1006 nucleotides long. RefSeq names its product nudE neurodevelopment protein 1 like 1 (gene NDEL1). Gene Ontology annotation, cellular component: kinetochore; kinesin complex; centrosome. Lineage: Eukaryota; Metazoa; Chordata; Crocodylia; Gavialidae. Gene Ontology annotation, molecular function: microtubule binding. The coding region runs from base 197 to 991 and encodes 264 amino acids. The transcript is spliced from 7 exons. The record is from RefSeq and is a predicted model, not a curated record. Gene Ontology annotation, biological process: microtubule nucleation; regulation of neuron projection development; cell migration.
CGGCUUGUUGUCACCGCGCGGCCCCGCCCUCCGCAGUCCCCGGAUGAGGCAGGGCUCGGAGCCGGGAGCGGUCGGGGCGAUGGUGCGGUUGUGACAGAGGCAGAUUUUGAGCAGAAGGGGAUUGAAUACUUCAGCUGCGUUCACACGAUCAUCUUGAAUUUGAAUCGAGGGGACUACAGGCCUGUUUAAAUUGAUCAUGGACAGUGAAGGAAUCCCAACUUUUUCAAGUCCAAAGGAGGAAACUGCUUAUUGGAAAGAGCUUUCCUUUAAAUACAAACAAAGUUUCCAAGAGGCCCGGGAAGAGCUGGCUGAAUUCCAGGAGGGAAGCAGAGAAUUGGAAGCAGAAUUGGAGGCCCAGCUAGUGCAGGCUGAACAGAGGAAUAGAGACUUGCAGGCAGAUAACCAAAGACUGAAAUACGAAGUAGAAACAUUAAAGGAGAAACUUGAACACCAGUAUGCACAAAGUUACAAGCAAGUGUCAUUAUUGGAAGAUGACCUGAGUCAAACACGAGCCAUUAAGGACCAACUGCACAAAUACGUAAGGGAACUGGAACAGGCCAAUGAUGACCUAGAGCGUGCAAAGAGGGCUACAAUAGUUUCACUGGAAGACUUUGAACAAAGACUGAACCAGGCUAUUGAAAGAAAUGCAUUUUUAGAAAGUGAGCUGGAUGACAAAGAAUCGUUGCUAGUUUCUGUACAGAGGUUAAAGGACGAAGCAAGAGACUUACGACAAGAGUUAGCAGUACGGGAAAGGCAGCAGGAGGUUACUAGGAAGUCUGCUCCUAGUUCUCCAACUCUAGACUGUGAAAAGAUGGAUUCAGCUGUCCAGGCAUCUCUGUCUCUGCCAGCCACGCCUGUUGGAAAAGGAUCAGAAAAUAGCUUUCCUUCCCCAAAAGGUAUGCUGUGUAGCCUCUGUGAUUAUCUAGGGGCAGGAAGCUGUUUCCUGACAAACAGCACUAACACCAGCUCUGUUUUCACAGUGGGGUCUUGAAUAAACUGAGAAUUG